UAUAUAUAUUUAUAUACAUAUAAAUAUACUUAUAUGUAUGAAUAUAUUUAAUGCUUUACUUUCAUUAAUAAGUUUUCAUACACAGUUUUUCUAAUUCUUUUAUAUCAAAUAUAAUUAAACUUACUAGAGUCAGGUAUGUUCAGAGUUCUAAAUGGAAGAGAGGCAGUGUCAAGUCUUGCUCAAACAUUAAAUGAACAUGUUUAUGCAUGCGACAAUUCUGAAAUCUCACUAAUCACUCAGACAAACUUGUGGGAUCAAGAAGUUAAAGUCAUCCAACUUGAUCCUUUCAAUGAUCCUUUAUCUCAAGUUGUUACUUCAAUUGCGGAUCGACAAGUUACAACAGCUUUAUUGUCUUCUCAGUCUUUAUUAGCUGCCAUUCCUUAUUUGUAUAAAUUGGCUAAUGACAAUUCAAGUGUGGUUCUUCAUGUAGCUGCUGAACAUUCUGCAAGCUCCUCUGUAUUUGCUGAUUUUACUCAAAUUAUGUCAGUGAGGCAAAGUGGUUUAGCUCUCUUAAGUUCUUCUACUGUUCAAGAAACUUAUGAUUUAUCUUUAGUUGCACAAUUGGUUUCACUUUUGACAGCUACACCAUUUUUACACUUCUUUGAUAGCAAAAGAAUUUCUCAAGAAUAUACUUCCAUUCAAACACUUGACAAUGAAACUUUACUCAAACUUAUUCCUAAAGAAUUAGUGGAUGAAAAGAUCAAAAACAAAUCUUUACCAUCUCUGUUUCAACAGUCUACCUAUCUUCAAUAUAAAGCCAAUGUAAGCACAGAAGAAGACGAAAAGAAAGUCAAAGAAGAGGAUCUCUAUACAGUAUAUGAAAGAAUAGCUAGUGAGGUAACAAAAAUGACUGGAAGAUCUUAUGCUCCUUUGGAAUACUCUGGCCAUCCUGAAGCUAAUUUUGUUAUUGUCUCCAUGGGUGCAGGUGCUACUGUUGUUGAACAAACUCUAAAGGCUUUGAGUCAGCUUGAUCCUAAACUAAAAGUAGGUUCUUUAAAAAUUCGUCUCUAUCGUCCUUGGUCUAGCAGAGCCCUCCUGAACUCAUUACCUGAUACAGUCCAACGUAUUGCUGUUCUUGAGCCUACGGAUGAUUAUACAUCCACUUGGAACCCGCUCUUUUUAGAUAUUGUUGCUACAUAUCAAUCAGUAGAAAAAGAAAAUGUAGAUUUUGUUAGUGGCCAAUAUGGUGUUCAUGAUAAUGAUUUUACUCCUGAAUCCGUUUGCUCUAUUGUGAAUGGCUUAGUCUCUGGUAGCUUGAGUCGUUAUUUUGAAGUCUCUUCUCUCUCUACUGAUUUCAAUAAAUCACUACAGGUUUUACCUCAGUUGACUGAACAAGCUAUCUUUAUCGGAAGCUCUUCACUCGCUAUGUCCUUUGUUUCUCGUCAAGUUGGAAAGAAAAUGAUUCAGUUAUAUACUGUUGGAUCUAGUACUCAUGUCCGCCUCGCUAAUUUAGAAUCUGGCUCCCUAUUACCUUCUUUAAUUCAGAUUGCUGAUGCUGUUGUUUUAACUUCUUCUCAUUUAAAUAAACAUGAUGAAAAGGCUGCUGUUGAAGCUAUCAAAUCCUUAAUUCAUGAAGGUUUUAUUAUUGUGGAACGUGAUGUCUCUUCUCUUCCGGCUGGUGUCAAGAAGGCAGCAUAUGAAAUGCAAGCUAAUCUUCUUUUAGUUGAAGAUAUUCACUUAUUUUUCAAAAGUAAUAGUUUAUCGGAUGUAAUUAGGCAUGGCAAGUUCUCAACAAUCCGUGUACCUGAUUCCUGGGCUAAUGAACAAAGCUUUUCUUAUGUUGAAGAAAGUCUUACCUCUCCAGAUAAAAAAACUCAUGUGACUAUAUCUAUUGAAGAACCUUAUCUUAAGAUGCUUGAUCAAGUCUUUGGUUCUCGCUUGGUUAUUGCUAAUGCUUACAGGUCCCUCUCUAUCUGGUCACCUGAUGACCUUCUUCCUAAUUCUGCUACGCCUGAGUUUGGAUAUGGUCGUCUGUUGAAUCAAAUUCAAGAACGUACCCGAUUAGUUGACUAUGUGAUGGAUGCCAUUCAUAAUGGAGAUCUUCCUUUAGAUAUUGUCAAAAUUUUUUCCCAAUGGCUUCUUCAAGUUAAUUCUCCUCAAUCCAAGGUUCAAAAGGUACAAGAGGCUUCUGAUUUGGUUAUCAAGGUAUUGACACCAAUUGUGAAUGAAUCAUCUAUUGCUCAAACCAUCUUGAAUAAGAGAAAUCUUUUGUAUACCACUUCAAAUUGGCUUAUUGGUUCUGAUUCUUGGGCUUAUGAUUUCGGUCAAUCUGGUAUCCAACAUGUAAUCACUUCUGGAGAAAACAUGAAUCUUUUAAUUGUGGAUACAACGCCUUAUUCAAGCGAAGUUGAACGAGAGAAGCGCAAGAAAGACAUUGGUCUCUAUGCUAUGAACUUUGGUAACAUCUAUGUUGCCUCUGUUGCCUUGUAUGCUUCUUAUACCGGUGUCUUACAGGCUCUUAUGGAAGCUGAUGCCUAUCAGGGACCCUCUAUCGUGCUUGCCUAUUUACCUCAAUUCUCUGAUACAGAAAUAAAUCCUAUUGCUUCCUUGAAGGAAACUAAGAUCUGUGUUGAUAAUGGAUCUUGGCCAUUAUAUCGUUGGAAUCCUGCUUUGGAAAAGACAGGUCAAGAAGUAUUUACUUUAGAUUCUCAAUGUAUUAAGAAACAACUUGAAGAAUUUUUGGCUCGUGAAAACCUUCUUACUCAAUUAAGUUCAAGUCAUCCUGAUAUUUCAAAUGUUCUUGUUAGUUCUUUAGAAUCUGAUAUCAAAAAACGUCAUGAUGAAUUGAAAAAGAAGGCUCGUGAUGACUAUGCUCGUUUGUUAUCUGGUAUGGGUUCUGAUAAUGGGCCUCCUAUUACUGUUCUUUUUGGUUCUGAUAAUGGUAAUGCUGAAGGAGUCGCGAAGAAGAUUGCUACUCGUGCUAAAUCAAAAGGGCUUCAAGUCACGCUAAUGGCUAUGGAUGAUUAUGGAGAUAUUCAGGAACUUGCUAAUGAAACUAACCUUGUUAUCGUCUGUUCCACUGCGGGUCAAGGAGAGAUGCCAUCUAAUGCUCGUGAAUUCUGGAAGGCCUUGAAUGGAUUAGUUGUUGGUGACAUUAACCUCUCUGAUCUUCGUUAUACUGUCUUUGGUUUGGGUGACAGUCAUUAUUGGCCUCGUGAAGAAGAUUCUAUUUUCUAUAAUCGUCCAAGUAAACUUUUGGAUGCUAAAUUUGAGAAUUUAGGUGCAACAAGAUUUGUUGCCUUGGGUUUAGGUGAUGAUCAAGACGAGGAUGGCUUUGAAACUGGUCUAGCAGCUUGGCAACCUGAACUUUGGAAGGCACUUGGUAUUAAGGAUAUGAAUGAAGGUGAUGAAGAACCUGUCUAUACCGAUAAUCAAAUGAAGAUUGAUUCCAAUUAUCUUCGUGGUAAUAUUGCUCAAGAAUUGGUAGAUAAUUCUACGGGUGGUGUCACUGAAAUAACUCAAAAGUUAUUGAAAUUUCAUGGAGCCUAUGUUCAAGAUGAUCGUGAUUUACGAGAAGAACGUAAGAGACUAGGACUUGAAAGGGCCUACAGUUUCCUCGUCCGUGUUCGUACUCCAGGUGGCGUCUCUACAUCUAAACAAUGGCUUGUUAUGGAUGAACUUUCAGAAAAGUAUGGUAAUAAAACAAUGAAGUUAACUACUCGUCAAACGUAUCAGCUCCACGGUAUUUUAAAGAAAAAUUUACGAACCACUAUUCGAAAAAUUAAUAAGGCUUUACUUUCAACUCUGGCUGCCUGUGGUGAUGUGAAUCGUAAUAUCAUGAGCACUACUAUUACUGAAAUUCCUGAAAUACAUGAGCAAGUUCAAUCAUUUGUCAUGGAAUUAAAGGACCUACUUGCUCCUAAAACAAAUGCCUAUCAUGAAAUUUGGUUAGAUAACAGCAUGGUCGCUGGGCAUGCUGUGCAAGACUUUGAACCCCUUUAUGGUCCUUCUUAUUUACCAAGAAAAUUCAAGAUUGUUGUUGCUGUUCCUCCGAAUAAUGAUGUAGAUGUCUAUGCUCAUGAUCUUGGCUUUAUCGCUAUUGUAGAUAAAGAUACUAAAAGAGUCAUUGGAUAUAAUGUUGUUAUUGGUGGUGGUAUGGGUCAGACACAUGGUAACAACAAGACUUAUCCUCGCCCUGCUACACUUAUUGGCUAUAUCCCUGCUGAAGCUGCAACUAAGGUAGCAGAAGCUGUUGUUCUUACUCAACGUGAUUAUGGUGACCGUGUAAAUCGUAAACAUGCCCGUUUCAAGUAUACGAUUGACGACCUUGGUGUUGACUUCAUUAAGAAGGAGAUUGAAGAACGUAGUGGUGUCAGGUUUGAAGAAGCAAGACCCUUUUAUUUUGAAAACAAUACUGACUGUUAUGGUUGGACGAAAGGAGUUGGCGAUACAUGGAACUUUACAAUGUUCAUUGAAAAUGGUCGUGUUAGGGAUACUCCUGAUUUCCUUUGUAAAACUGGUUUACGUGAGCUUGCUAAAUUUCAUAAAGGUGGAUUCCGUUUAACACCUAAUCAACAUUUGGUUAUCUGUAAUGUACCAGAGGUCGACCUUGAGAAGACUAAGGCCCAUUUGGCAAGAUAUAAGUUGGAUAAUUUCCCUUUCAGUGGUAUUCGUAAAACUUCUAUGGCCUGUGUAGCGCUUCCAACGUGUGGUUUGGCUAUGGCUGAAUCUGAACGUUAUUUACCUCAACUGAUUACAAAGCUCGAAGAAUUGAUGGAAGAAGCUGGCCUUCGUGAAGACUCGAUUGUUGUCCGUAUGACAGGUUGUCCAAAUGGUUGUGCACGUCCUUAUUUAGCUGAGCUUGCGUUUGUUGGAAAGGCUCCUAACACCUAUAAUAUGUAUUUAGGCGGUAGUCCUAAGGGUGAGCGUCUAAACAAGCUUUAUCGUGAAAAUCUACAGGAGGAAGGUAUUUUGAAAGAGGUGGGUCCCUUAAUUAAACAAUAUGCUUUAGAAAGAAAUGAAGGUGAACCUUUUGGUGAUUGGGUCAUUCGUGCUGGUUAUGUGAAAAGAACUAUUACUGGAAAAGACUUUCAUGAUUUAUAAUUUCUUAAGUU
Messenger RNA from Cokeromyces recurvatus, 5054 nucleotides. RefSeq lists its product as uncharacterized. Gene Ontology annotation, cellular component: sulfite reductase complex (NADPH). Gene Ontology annotation, molecular function: iron-sulfur cluster binding; sulfite reductase (ferredoxin) activity; FMN binding. The record is from RefSeq and is a predicted model, not a curated record. Lineage: Eukaryota; Fungi; Mucoromycota; Mucoromycetes; Mucorales; Mucoraceae. Bases 136 to 5043 code for a protein of 1635 amino acids. Gene Ontology annotation, biological process: sulfate assimilation. The transcript has 2 exons.